UUCAGUGCUUCUUCGCAUUGCUCUUAUAACGAGAACCCUAUUUAAAACUUCUCUCUCCCUCAAACUCACUCACUCUCUCUCCUUUUCUCUCUGUUAAUCCCACACAGAGAGAUCAGAGACAACAUGAGUCGCAAUGCCUUGUUCUUCCUAGGCUUCCUUUGCAUUGCGGUCGCCGGAGUCGGAGGCCAAUCUCCCGCUACCUCACCCACUGCCACACCAGCUCCUCCAACCCCCACUACUCCACCACCGGUCACCUCAUCCCCACCCCCAGCUGCCGCCUCACCUCCCCCAGCUGCUGCCUCACCACCACCAGUGACCGCAUCACCACCACCAGCCACUCCUCCUCCAGUCAGCGCACCCCCGCCGGCCACUCCACCUCCGGCCACCCCACCACCAGUCAGCGCUCCCCCUCCGGCCACUCCACCACCCGCAACUCCUCCUCCGGCUACUCCACCACCGGCCACUCCUCCCCCGGCAACUCCACCACCGGCCACCCCACCUCCGGCAACUCCUCCUCCGGCCACUCCACCUCCAGCUCCUCUUGCAUCGCCCCCAGCUCUUGUCCCAGCUCCAUCUCCCAAGGUGAAAUCUCCGGCUUUGGCUCCAACUCCUGCAGCUCUUUCGCCGGGCCCACCAGCGCCUCCUGUCGGAGCUCCUGGUCCCAGCAGCAUCGAGGCAUCCUCUCCGGGCCCUUCUCAGUCGUCUGAUCAGAGUGGAGUAGAGAAGAUGUGGACAAUGCAGAAGAUGGUUGGGAGCUUGUUGUUCGGAUGGGCUCUUCUCAGCUUGAUGCUUUAGAUCGAUCAUGGAGAUAUCUCUUUGCAUCUCCAAGAGUUUUCUUUUUGGAUUCAUUCUCUCUCUGUCGGUUUUUACAUUUAAUUAUAUGAUAUGUUAAUUUCCACUUGCCACUUUAGCCCAUUUGUAUCUAAAUGGGAUUUGAUCGCCAUCACUUGUAUUUGAACUAUAUACAUUCUGUUGAAUUCUUUGGGAGGUUUUUGAGGGGGAGCUUUGUAUUGUGACCAUGGAGGGAGGGAAAGUUGUUUUGUACUGGAUUAUCCAUCGGUAGUUACCUAUUACUAUAUAUUUCUCUUAGUAAUUCCUUGCUUUCA
Rosa rugosa (rugosa rose) is the source of this 1106-nucleotide messenger RNA. Its product is annotated as classical arabinogalactan protein 9. Gene Ontology annotation, cellular component: plasma membrane. Lineage: Eukaryota; Viridiplantae; Streptophyta; Magnoliopsida; Rosales; Rosaceae. The coding region runs from base 124 to 795 and encodes 223 amino acids. The transcript is spliced from 2 exons. The record is from RefSeq and is a predicted model, not a curated record.